This is a messenger RNA of Mucor mucedo, 1206 nucleotides long. Its product is annotated as FAS1 domain-containing protein. The transcript has 3 exons. NCBI's taxonomy places the organism in Eukaryota, Fungi, Mucoromycota, Mucoromycetes, Mucorales, Mucoraceae. The record is from RefSeq and is a predicted model, not a curated record. Bases 51 to 1100 code for a protein of 349 amino acids.
CUCUUUUUUACUUCCUUUCUCCCCCCCUUUUUUUUUUUUAGAAAAAAGAAAUGAAGAUUGCAUUGAUUCUAUUGUUUUUUGGGACAUGUGCGUGUCAAUGGAAUCAAACAGUGUAUGAAGCAUUACAAACCUAUUCACCUGUGCUGUAUUCGCAUAUAGCAAGUUCAACUGAACUCGUUCAAUUAUUAGACCAGCGAAAUCACAAUAUUACAUUCUUGUUACCCAAUGAACAAGCCAUGAAUACAUCGAUUGGAAGUGGAUUGCUCAACUUUUCCUCACCACAAUCCUUCUCACAACUCUCCGUCAUGAUCUUGAACGGUUCUUUCCCUACCCACUCCUAUCUAUCAUCACAUCGUCAAUUCUACCCUACCAUCAGUAACCAUAAUAUCUCGAUUGGUCCUCAGAUUGUGAAUAAUGCGUUUACCAACACCAUUGAAAUCUACUCUGGCAUGUCUAAAGCAAUUACUACCGCUACUGAAAUCCAAUGCUUAAACGGUAUAAUUCAAUAUAUUGACCAUUUUCUGCAACCCGCACAAACACCACUGGACACAAUUUCAACGCUGUCCGAAACAGAAUAUAUGGAAGGACUAUUAAAAUCACUCAAUGUAUCCGACGUUAUUUCAGGUGGAGACAAGACGAUUCUGGUACCUGUCAAUGAAGCUUGGGAGGCUACCAAUGGUUCGACUUUGCCUUAUGGUACACUUGUGCAUAACCUGAAAUACGCGGUGUUGGAUGGAUUGUACACGAGCGAUAAGAUCUUGGCGAGUAUCAAUAGCACCACCCACGAGGCUUCCUUCUCGACGGACUACAAGCAAAAACCUAUUGUCUUUCGAUUGGAAAAAGGUGAGCUAUGGAUCAAUGCAAUGGCACGUUUUGUAAAGACGGAUAUUUUGACAACCGCUGGUGUCAUUCAUUUGAUCGAUACUGUCUUGACAGCAGAUACAGUCUCUAUAGAAACUGCUGAUAAUAAGACAUUUGUACCUGUCUUGGGCACAGACAAUCAUUCGUCCCCUGACCGUCGUGGUUCAUUGGCUACGCAUGUCUUUUCUUUGCAUCCAUUGUAUUUAUUUUCCUUGUCACUUUUAUUUGUAUUUUUAUAAACCCUUUUUUCUCUCUCUCUUCUUUUUUUUUAUUACUUUUUUUUUUUUGUUUCUUGAUACCCCCCCCUUCCUCCUCCUUUACUAUAAAAAAACGAGGCAGCUCCCU